Molecule: messenger RNA, 982 nt
Organism: Propithecus coquereli (Coquerel's sifaka)
Lineage: Eukaryota; Metazoa; Chordata; Mammalia; Primates; Indriidae
Gene: NIP7
Product: NIP7, nucleolar pre-rRNA processing protein
Exons: 5
Coding region: 198-740 (180 amino acids)
Biological process (GO): ribosome assembly; ribosomal large subunit biogenesis
Cellular component (GO): nucleolus; preribosome, large subunit precursor; nucleus
Molecular function (GO): RNA binding
Source: RefSeq, a predicted model, not a curated record
AUUUCCGCUCUCUAUGGUUUCUCAUCCGGCCGGUUUUCUUUCUCUGGAGGUCCUCCAGGCUGUGCGGCGCUAGCGUGAGGAACGACGGCAAUGGGGCUAGAAAGGCAGGCUUUGGGGUUGCCAGGGAAUAGCUGGCGGCCGACUUCCGUUUCCGGUUUCCGAGGCACGAGGGUACGGUGCUCCAACCCAGCAGGAAAAUGCGGCCUUUGACUGAAGAGGAAACCCGUGUAAUGUUUGAGAAGAUCGCGAAAUACAUCGGGGAGAAUCUUCAGCUGCUGGUCGACAGGCCGGACGGCACCUACUGUUUUAGGCUGCACAACGACCGGGUGUACUACGUGAGUGAGAAGAUCCUGAAGCUGGCUGCCAAUGUCUCCGGGGACAAGCUGCUGUCUCUGGGGACCUGCUUCGGAAAAUUCACCAAGACCCACAAGUUUCGGUUGCACAUCACAGCUCUGGAUUACCUUGCACCCUAUGCCAAGUAUAAAGUGUGGAUAAAGCCUGGAGCAGAGCAAUCCUUCCUGUAUGGGAACCAUGUGUUGAAAUCUGGUCUGGGUCGAAUCACCGAAAAUACUUCUCAGUACCAGGGAGUGGUGGUGUACUCCAUGGCAGACAUCCCUUUGGGUUUUGGGGUGGCAGCAAAAUCUACACAAGACUGCAGGAAAGUAGACCCUAUGGCAAUUGUGGUCUUUCAUCAAGCAGACAUCGGGGAAUACGUGCGGCACGAAGAAACAUUGACUUAGAAAGAAAUCACCGCAAGGAGUUUACAGCUGGGCUGUGUGGAAGGGCUGAGGUUUGUUUCCUGUGUUUGUGUAGACUCCACCAGCAUGCUGAAUUUUGUCAACACUGUGACGUCUUCAGGGACUUCUUAGUUUAAUACUCUAUCACUGACAAAUGCAGGCUGGAUUCUUAUUAUCAGAAAUGGCUCCAAAAUGGAGUUUCAGAUCUUUGUGUUUGUGACUAGUAUACUAGUUUUAUAUUUGAA